Molecule: messenger RNA, 1431 nt
Organism: Brassicogethes aeneus
Lineage: Eukaryota; Metazoa; Arthropoda; Insecta; Coleoptera; Nitidulidae
Source: the annotation of a GenBank genome assembly
AUGUGCGAAUUUAAACCAAAAUCAUGUCCGAUGUUGCAUUACAAAGGUUGUGAAUGGAAGGGAUGCAAUUGGGAGAUAAGUGGACAUUUCGCAGAAAUUCAUCAAAAACAUGUAAUAAAAAGUGAAAACAAUAUUUUUAAGGUCAAAGCAUCCCUAUCUGAAGCUUAUAACGUGAAAUUAUUAUCAGACAACAGCAAAAACUGCAUUUUAAACAUUUUAAUUGCCAAUCAAAAAUUCUACUAUGCAUUAAAUCCAAUCGAACAAUCCAUGGAAAAUGAUGAAUACUCUGUAAAACACAAGAGUAUAAAAUCAGAAGACAACUAUUUAACAACCGGAGGUACUCUAAAACGACUUAAUGUUAUUUACACUGAAAGGAACUUAAAUAAAAACCCCAAUUCAACUGCGGUUAGCCUUGCUUCAUUAAAACAUCUCGCUGACAAAAAUAAUAUGAUUACGAACGAAUUCAAUCUGAAUCCAAAAGGGAUCGAUGAAAAUACGUUGAAACAAUUGGAAUGCCCUGUUUGCAUGAAUAUAAUGCGUCCGCCAAUUUAUCAGUGCGCUGCUGGACACAGUAUCUGUAUUUUGUGCCGUAAAAAAGUUAAACAAUGUCCCCUAUGCCAGAAGGGGUGGACCGAUUCAAGGAACUAUUUCGUUGAAAAUUUGACAACCAACAUUAAAUACCCAUGUAAGUUUUAUGAAGCGGGUUGUAAAGAGGUUUUAAUCGAUGAUAGAAUAAGGAAACAUGAAGAAUCGUGUGAUUUUCAAACCUACCAAUGCAAAAUGGAAUGCCAUCAAAUUGGAAACUACCAAUUUAUACUAAAACAUUUAAUGAACCACCAUAAGGAUAUGGAAUAUACAAAAGACAUGGUAAUAUAUUAUACACCAAAUGAAAGUUUAACUAAAAAAUGGAUUAUUUUUGAUUUAAUGAUUUUUUAUAUAAAAUAUUUAUACGAUCCCAAAGAAGUCAUGGAUCUGGCAGCCCGAAAUAAGGAUUCACAUGCUUGGCUACCAAAAAUGCCGGUGAUGAACAUAUCUGUUUUUAACUCACCGCUGUUAAGCUUCAGUAUUAGUUUAAGUCAAAGCAUGGGCGUUUCGAUGCAAAGACUGACGUCCACAUGCCAAACAUGCGAACAAUCGCCGCCUAGACUACUCCUCGAUCAAAUCGUCCGAUCACCUCCAACGCCACCCCAGAGAUUCGAAGGCAUCAAGCUGGCGCCGUUCAAGUUGAAGUUCGGAAGGACGUCGAAAUCGAACUCCUCGACGAGGAGCAACUCGACGGAGACGGCGGAGUGCGAGAUCGGCAGCCCGCAGAGCGGCGUGCCGGCGGCCAUCAUGGAGGGUCAAGAGGGCCAGGAGAUGGACCCGAUAAGCCCGCCGCCUUCCUACGAGCACGUGCUCGAAGAGGUAACCUUGAUUAUUCUGAUGUUUUGA